This is a messenger RNA of Empidonax traillii (willow flycatcher), 4201 nucleotides long. RefSeq names its product zinc finger protein 280D (gene ZNF280D). Gene Ontology annotation, molecular function: DNA-binding transcription factor activity, RNA polymerase II-specific; RNA polymerase II cis-regulatory region sequence-specific DNA binding. Gene Ontology annotation, biological process: regulation of DNA-templated transcription. The transcript is spliced from 15 exons. Bases 156 to 2972 code for a protein of 938 amino acids. Lineage: Eukaryota; Metazoa; Chordata; Aves; Passeriformes; Tyrannidae. The record is from RefSeq and is a predicted model, not a curated record.
UGAGAAUUCAAGAAAUUAUCAAAAUGGUGAUGUGGCAUCAAUCCUCGAAGAUCUCCUGUAUCAGAUCAGCCUGUACAGAACAUGGAGAGGGGGGAGACCCUUGUGUGGGAAUUACUGACAAGUGCAGUGUUCUUUACUGACCAGUGAAACACUUCAUGAAAGUACUGAAUGUUUUGGUAUGUGUGAUUUUAUUAAUUUUUUCCCCCCUUUUUUUUUUACUGUCUAGUUCCAAGAUGGCAGAAUUAUUUAUGGAAUGUGAAGAAGAGGAGCUGGAACCAUGGCAAAAGACAGUGACAGAAGUGGAGGAGGAUGAUGAUGACGACGACGAUGAUGAUGAGCCAAUCUUUGUGGGGGAAAUCACAAGCUCGAAGCCAGCUACUACAUGUGCCGUUCCUUCCUUCAAGACUGAGGGUCACCAUUAUGUGAGUGCUGCCCCCAGUGCCGUGCCCAUCCCGUCGGUGUUCCAGACUGCCCCCAGACCCACCAGCAGCUCGGGAGCAGGGCAGCCCCUGGCUAUGGCAGGGAAUGUGUCAGCAGCCUCACAAACACUGCAGAGACCUGUGGCUGGAUGUUUAUCAACGCAGCAGCUGCCUGGGGCAAGUUCUGGAAUAACACAGCCUGUAACCAUUCCAGUGACAGCACAGCCAGCAUCAAGAAAUAUCCCAGUUCCUGCAGUGGCUCAGCCUGUGUCCAGGCCAGAGACUGGAACAGCACAGCCUGUGAUGCUCAAUCAGGAUUAUGUUAUGGAGUCUCUACCCGAUGCACCAGAUAAUACAUCUGAUCUACUGUUUGGUGUGAGUCAGAACUCGGGAGUUCCACAGUACCAGACUGGGCCAGCAGUGAAUGUAACAGGGACAAAUGCAUCGAGCACCAUUAAAAAUGGAGGACCUUUUCCACGAGCUUGUCCAAAGUGUAAUAUUCAUUUCAAUCUUAUGGAUCCCCUAAAAAAUCAUAUGAAGUAUUGUUGUCCAGAUAUGGUAAAUAACUUUUUCCCAGCAACGAUCAAAACAGAAUGUUUGAGCACAACAAGUAAGAUUGCUGAAUCUGAGAAAGGAAAAUUGAUUAUGUUAGUUAAUGACUUUUAUUAUGGGAAGGAUGAAGGUGACACCCAGCAGGUGCAACAGGAGCAGAAGACUCAUACGACAUUUAAGUGCAUCAGUUGUCUCAAAGUUCUUAAAAAUAACAUAAGGUUUAUGAACCAUAUGAAACAUCACCUAGAGCUCGAGAAGCAGAGCAAUGAAAGUUGGGAAAGCCACACCACCUGCCAGCACUGUUACCGGCAGUUCCCCACCCCGUUCCAGCUGCAGUGCCACAUUGAGAGCACACACACGCCUUACGAGUCAUCCACCAUUUGUAAAAUCUGUGAACUGUCCUUUGAAACAGAGCAAGUUCUUUUGCAACAUAUGAAGGACAAUCACAAGCCAGGUGAAAUGCCAUAUGUUUGCCAGGUGUGCAGCUACAGAUCCUCAGCUUUUUCAGAUGUAGAAACGCAUUUUAGAACAGUUCACGAAAACACAAAACAUUUGCUAUGCCCAUUUUGCCUCAAAGUAAUUAAAAUUGGAGCACCAUAUAUGCAUCAUUACAUGAGGCAUCAGAAAAAGGGAGUGUACCGCUGCACUAAGUGCAGGCUGCAGUUUUUAACGUGCAAAGAGAAAAUGGAUCACAAGACUCAGCAUCACCGAACGUUUAGGAAACCCAAACAGCUAGAGGGCUUGCCUCCUGGGACAAAGGUGACUAUUCGAGCAUCUCUAGGAUCUCAUCAGUCAGGAUCAUCAGCUACAUCUUCUGUCAGUACAAGCAGUUCCACGUUUCAGUUAUCACCUAAAACUAAAGCCACAACCACUAAAAAUCAUAGCAAAUCUAAUUCAAAUAAAUCCAGAGGAAAAUCAAAACAAACUACAUCAAAGAAACAAAAUGCAUGGACCAACAGCAAAAAAAAAAAGGAAGUUACAAAUAUAACAUUUCAUCAUUUAAGGUGUCGCUCGGGGCAUCACAAGUGCAUUGAGUGUUACUCAGAAGUCAAGGAUUUCGCCAGCCAUUUCCCUGCCUACGUCCACUGCAGUUUGUGCAGAUACGGCACCAGCUGUAGCAAGGCCUAUGUGAACCACAUGAUGAAUUUUCACAGUGCUCGUCCCAGUAAAAGAUUUUGGAUCUAUAAGAAGCAAUCAGAAGAUCUACGAGGCUUGACUGUGGUGUGUCUUAACUGUGAUUUCCUGGCUGAUGUUUCUGGCUUAGAUAGCAUGGCCACACAUCUGAGUGAGAGCCACACUCAUACUUGUCAAGUUAUUAUAGAGAAAGUUUCUGUAGAUAUCCCAACUGCUGCACAAGUAUCUGACAAACAAGAGCAUGACUCUUCAGAUGAAACAAAAAAAUGCAGUAGAAAUCCAACUAAAACGGUUGCAUCUGCUGAAAAGAACGAAGAAGACUCAUCGCUGUCAAAUACAGAAGAUGUUCCUCGUUUUGAACUCCCUGGCAACAGCUCGAAGAAGUCUUUGCAUGAGAAAAGAGCAUGUUGUGCUUCAGAUGACAAUAACAAACAGUUAGAUGAGAAACAAAAAGGUAUUCAUGAUGGAAGUGAGUUGAAAAGGUGCCAAAGCUCAGGCGACGUUCUCCUGGGUGAGCAGACUAAAGUGCGGAGCUUGGAUGAAAGCACCCUGUCAGCGAUGAACGUGAGGGACCUGAAGCUGACCUUGGGGGAGGAUGUGAGCUUUGAGCAGUUCUUCAGGAAGAGAGAUGAACCUGAGUCUGUCAGUUCUGACAUCAGUGAACAGGGCAGUAUUCAUUUGGAGCCUUUGACUCCAUCAGAAGUACUGGAGCAUGAAGCUACUGAGAUCCUUCAGAAAGGUAAUGUCACACCUUCGUCAAAGAAAGCGGGACAGCUCACGGAACAGACAGAUGAGGUUUCUAAGGAAAGCAAUCCCAACAGAAUGGAGACAACUGCAAACCAGACAGAUGAAAAUGAAGCAAGAUGAAAUUGUGUCGACUUUAUUGUUACAAACGGUGGUAGGAACACCACGGACCAUUCCUGAUGAGUGUGCUUAUGGAUGCUAAAUAUUAAAAAAAGGGGGGAGGGGGGAGAGGGAGGAGAGAAAGAGACACCAAAGGGAAGUUUUGCAUAUGGAGAUAGCAUGUAUGUGUAUGUGUGAAUUAACUGAACUUACAGAAGGUAAUAUGUUCAAGUAUACCUUCCUGUCUCUUGGAUGUGAUAUAUUAUUAGAUUGAUAUUUGAAAAGAGGUAUAAAUUCUAAUUUUUUUAUAGUUAACUAGCCCAGGAUAAGGUGAUUUGUUCGCCCAGAAAGUAUUUUUUUAAAUUCUUCAGUGUGAAUAUCAUUGAACAGUAGAAUUGAGUAUAAACUUACUUCUGAUGCUAAAGUGGAGCACACUUGUAAUCAGGGCUGUUGGUCUGCUGAUAAUUUGGGUAAACAUAAACCUUGGGACUUGGUGUCACAUUCCUGUCUGUAAAAGCAUGUAAACGGAAUUAUAUGAAUCUGUGCACCUCUGUACAGGUAUAAUCCUGCCAGGCUGUAAGCUUACCUUAAUAAACUUUCAGUGAAAGUGGAAUUAUUACAAUAAAAAUAUGUAUUUGUGGGGUUUUCACUGUGCAGGCUGUGCAGAAAUACCGAACAUAGUUGUAUAAAGUAGAACAUAAUGCUGGAAGUACUGUAGCUGUUAGGCUGUUACCAUUGGUUUUAUGAUUCUUAGCCAUAGACACAUAGGAAUGGUCUGUAAGUCACACCAAAGUAUGGUUUUAAUGUAAAAAUGGUAUUAAGCAAAAAUAAGGAAACCCCCAAACUGGAAACACCCCCUGGUGUGUGUUCCGCCAUUUUACAGCUGCUACUGACUAAUUUACAGAUAGGACACAAGGGCAUAGAAGGUAGAAUUGUACAGUUCAAUUUCAGGCCUUUUUGUAGUCUAAGUUAUGUACAGAAAGAUGGCUGCUGGUUUUGAUUUUUUUGGGAUCUUUUUGUUUUGUUUUUUUCCUUUGAUUUUAGUUUUUUUUUUUUUGUCUUCUCGUUAGCAGCAGGUAUAGGAAUGCAUCUGAUUAACGGUAGCUUGCUCUUAGGAUUUCGUUGCUCCAUCGGAAACAUUCAGAAUGUGCUUUUGACUUACACUUUUGUUUCUAUGGAUGCUAAAUGUUUUGAACAGCUGUUAAAGCACUGCUGUAAAUUAUUACUUUUCGAGUAAAUAUUUGCAACAAAAA